This is a messenger RNA of Gambusia affinis (western mosquitofish), 3741 nucleotides long. Its product is annotated as NLR family CARD domain-containing protein 3-like. The transcript has 10 exons. Bases 299 to 3640 code for a protein of 1113 amino acids. Gene Ontology annotation, molecular function: protein binding. Lineage: Eukaryota; Metazoa; Chordata; Actinopteri; Cyprinodontiformes; Poeciliidae. The record is from RefSeq and is a predicted model, not a curated record.
UUCCCGUUAUUCAGGUUGAAUCAGUGAAUGUAAAUGUUGCUCCAUGUCUCCAUCUAGUGGACUGAUAGUAGAAGUGCAGCAGCUGAUGGCAGCUUCCUCUGCCUCUCUGCUGUCUGACUGCAUUCACCUGACACUGAUAUGAAGCAGAGAAGAAGAGCCAAUCAGAGGAGGAGCAGCUGAUCUUUUUCCAGCUCUAAUGAUGUAAAGGAUGAUCAGAGUUGAUGUGCAGAUGAAUGAUGUGUGUUUCCUCUGCAGGUGAAGGUAGAAAGUGUGUGUGAGCUGAUGUGAAUUCAGCAGCAUGGAUCAGUGUGAGGACAGAGAGGAGGGAGUCCCUCCCUCUAAAACCACUCUGUGUGGGGAAGAUGAGAGCCAGAGCAAAGGUCAGAGGAUCCAUCAGAGACUCAAACCAGAACCAGAACCCAGCUGUGUGUCCUUUAAGAGCAACAGGUCAAAGAAUGCAAUCUUUGACUUUAAAUCUCCUGGAUGUCCACCAUCAGAGAGGAUCCAUCAGAGAUUCACACCAGAACCAAAACCCAGCAUUGUGCCCUUCAGGAGCAACAGGUCAAAGAAUAAUCCCAUUUACUUUAAAUCGCCUGGAUCUCCACCAUCAUGGAGAGUGGACCAGCAGAGUUCAGAGAUUCAUAGAGAUCUGUCUACCCAGCAGCAUCAAACACAGCUGGACUCCAUAUUUAUGCUGCUGGAGAAGAACAUUGUCAGUUUUGUGAAGAACGAGUUAAAGAAGAUCCAGAAGGUUCUGAAUCCAGAUUACACAGAAUGCUCAGAGAGUCAGAAAAAAGAUAAGGUGUUGGAAGGUGAGGAAGAAGAACAGAGGAGGAGCAGCAGAGAGGCAGUGAUGAAGAUCACAAUGAACUUCCUGAGGAGGAUGAAGCAUGAAAAGCUGGCUGACCGACUGAUGAACAAACAUCUUGCUACAGUUUGUCAACAUCAACUUAAAUCUGGUCUGAAGAAGAAGUUCCAGUCUGUGUUUGAGGGGAUUGCUAAAGCAGGAAGUCCAACCCUUCUGAACCAGAUCUACACAGAGCUCUACAUCACAGAGGGAGGGACUGGAGAGGUCAAUGAUGAACAUGAGGUCAGACAGAUUGAAACAGCAUCCAGGAAAUCAAACAGACCAGAAACAACAAUCAGACAAGAAGACAUCUUUAAAGUUCCACCUGGAAGAGAUCAACCAAUGAGAACACUGAUGACAAAGGGGGUGGCUGGCAUUGGGAAAACAGUCUUAACACAGAAGUUCACUCUGGACUGGGCUGAAGACAAAGCCCACCAGAACAUCCAGUUAAUAUUUCCAUUCAUGUUCAGAGAGUUGAAUGUGUUGAAAGAGAAAAAGUUCAGUUUGGUGGAACUUGUUCAUCACUUCUUUACUGAAACCAAAGAAAUCUGCAGCUUUGAACACUUGCAAGUUCUGUUCAUAUUUGAUGGCUUGGAUGAGAGUCGACUUCCUCUGGACUUCCACAACAAGGAGAUCCUGACUGAUGCUACAGAGUCCACCUCAGUGGAGGUUCUGCUGACAAACCUCAUCAGGGGGAAACUGCUUCCUUCUGCUCUCCUCUGGAUAACCACACGACCUGCAGCAGCCAAUCAGAUCCCUCCUCAGUGUGUUGGCAUGGUGACAGAGGUCAGAGGGUUCAAUGACCCACAGAAGGAGGAGUACUUCAGGAAGAGAAUCAGAGAUGAGGACCAGGCCAGCAGGAUCAUCUCCCACAUGAAGACAUCACGAAGCCUCCACAUCAUGUGCCACAUCCCAGUCUUCUGCUGGAUCACUGCUACAGUUCUGGAGGAUGUGUUGAAGAACAGAAAGGGAGGAGAGCUGCCCAGAACCCUGACUGAGAUGUAUAUCCACUUCCUGGUGGUUCAGACCAAAGUGAAGAAGGUCAAGUAUGAUGGAGGAGCUGAAACAGAUCCACACUGGACUCCAGAGAGCAGGAAGAUGAUUGAGUCUCUGGGAAAACUGGCUUUUGAUCAGCUGCAGAAAGGAAACCUGAUCUUCUAUGAAUCAGACCUGAUAGAGUGUGGCAUCAAUAUCAGAGCAGCCUCAGUGUACUCAGGAGUGUUCACACAGAUCUUUAAAGAGGAGAGAGGUCUGUACCAGGACAAGGUGUUCUGCUUCGUCCAUCUGAGUGUUCAGGAGUUUCUGGCUGCUCUUCAUGUUCAUCUGACCUUCAUCAACUCUGGUGUCAACCUGAUGAAAGAAACACAAACGUCUAAGAAAUUUCCAUCAAUUAAUAAACCUAAACUAAAGUCUAUCCAUCAGAGAGCUGUUGAUCAGGCCUUACAGAGUCCAAAUGGACACCUGGACUUGUUCCUCCGCUUCCUCCUGGGUCUUUCACUGCAGACCAAUCAGAGAGUCCUACAAGGUCUGCUGACACAAACACAAAGUAGUUCACACGCCAAUCAGGAAACAGUUCAGUACAUCAAGGAGAAGAUCAAUAAAAAUGUGUCUGCAGAGAAAAGUAUCAAUCUGUUCCACUGUCUGAAUGAACUGAAUGAUCGUUCUCUAGUGGAGGAGAUCCAACAGUCUCUGAGUUCAGGAAGUCUCUCCACAGAUAAACUGUCUCCUGCUCAGUGGUCAGCUCUGGGUUUCAUCUUAGUGUCAUCAGGAAAAGAUCUGGAUGUGUUUGACCUGAAGAAAUACUCUGCUUCAGAGGAGGUUCUUCUGAGGCUGCUGCCAGUGGUUAAAGCCUCCAACAAAGCUCUACUGAGUGACUGUAACCUCUCAGAGAGAAGCUGUGAAGCUCUGUCCUCAGUUCUCAGCUCCCAGUCCUCCAGUCUCAGAGAACUGGACCUGAGUAACAACAACCUGCAGGAUUCAGGAGUGAAGCUUCUCUCUGCUGGACUGAAGAGUCCAAACUGCAACCUGGAAACUCUCAGCUUAUCAGGCUGUUUGGUCUCAGAGGAAGGCUGUGCUUCUCUGGCCUCAGCUCUGACCUCCAACCCCUCCCAUCUGAAAGAGUUGGACCUGAGCUACAAUCAUCCAGGAGACUCAGGAGUGAAGCUGCUGUGGGCUGGACUGAAGGAUCCACACUGGAGACUGGAAGCUCUCAGGGUGGAGCCUGCUGGAGUCCGAUUCCUGACACCAGGUCCAUGGAGAUAUUCCUGUCAACUCACCAUCGACACAAACACAGUGAGCAGAAAACUCAAACUGUCUGAAGACAACAGGAAGGUGACAUGUGUAGAGGAGCUUCAGUCAUAUCCUGAUCAUCCAGACAGAUUUGAUGACUGGAAUCAGCUGCUGUGUAGAACUGGUCUGACUGGUCGCUGUUACUGGGAGGUCGAGUGGAGAGGAGAAGUUGAUAUAUCAGUGAGUUACAGAAGAAUCAGGAGGAAAGGAAACGGUGAAGACUGUGUGUUUGGAUGGAAUGAUCAUUCCUGGAGUCUGAACUGCUCUGAUGUUAAAGGUUACUCUGUCUGGCACAAUAACAUAGAAACUCGUCUCUCCUCCUCCUCUGUCUCUAACAGAGUAUCAGUGUAUGUGGACUGUCCUGCUGGCAUUCUGUCCUUCUACAGAGUUUCCUCUGACUCACUGAUCCUCCUCCACACCUUCAACACCAAAUUCACUGAACCUCUGGUUCCUGGAUUCGGGUUCUGGAGGUUCAGUUCUGGUUCCUCAGUGUUUCUGUGCUGAGUCUAAAGAGUCUAUAGAGUCUAAUAUACAUGUCUUUUAUGUUCUUCUGUGGGAGCUGAAGGAAGAACAGCUUAUCCCGCUCUCUCUCAUUCUUACUGAUA